Drosophila novamexicana is the source of this 453-nucleotide messenger RNA. RefSeq names its product cold and drought-regulated protein CORA-like. The coding region runs from base 1 to 453 and encodes 150 amino acids. Lineage: Eukaryota; Metazoa; Arthropoda; Insecta; Diptera; Drosophilidae. The transcript has a single exon. The record is from RefSeq and is a predicted model, not a curated record.
AUGACAAACAAGACAAUCAUUCUGAGCUGCGCUCUUUUGGCCAUUCUUGUUGCCUAUCUUCCAUUGGGCGAAGCCGUCACCUGCGCAGCGGAUCCUACCAAUACCAAUUGCGUUGACUGCACGCUAGCUGCCAAUGUAGACAAUGCCGAAUGCCUAACCACAGUGGCAGACACGACCACUGUGGCAGCCACGACCACUGUGGCAGACACCACCACUGUAGCAGACAGCACCACUGUGGCAGACACCACCACUGUGGCAAGCAGCACGGCUGCAACAACAAGGAGAGGUUGGGGCGGCCAUCAUCAUCAUGGACAUCAUCGUGGUCAUCACCGUGGCGGCCGAGGUGGCAGGCGCGGCGGCUGGGGCGGUGACAGGGACGGCGGCAGGCGCGGUGGUAGGCGCGGUGGCAGGGGUCGUGGUGGCAGAGGUCGUGGUGGCAGAGGUCGUUGGUAG